Molecule: messenger RNA, 1470 nt
Organism: Closterium sp. NIES-65
Lineage: Eukaryota; Viridiplantae; Streptophyta; Zygnematophyceae; Desmidiales; Closteriaceae
Source: the annotation of a GenBank genome assembly
AUGCUACUACCCUGUUAUCACCCCGCCUUCCCUCCUUUCCCUCCCUUUCCUCCCUCCACUCCCUCUUCUCAUCCCCUCUCCCAACAACCCUCACUCAUCUCCCGCGGCUGCACCCCCUGCGUCCAACCCUCUCCGGCCUUCGCUGGCAGUCAAGCUGUUCCGCAGGCGCUGGCGGCAUGGGGGCAGCUUGGGGGCGGCUGGCAGGCGUGGUCGGGCAGCAGUGACUGCUCAACCGUGCAGGGCGUCACGUGCGACGCUCAUGGCAAGGCAACGUUGUCUCCCUGGUACGUGAGGCAUGUGAGUGCUGCUCCAGCGCAUGUGAGUGCUGCUCCAGCGCAUGUGAGUGCUGCUCCAGCGCAUGUGAGUGCUGCUCCAGCGCAUGUGAGUGCUGCUCCAGCGCAUGUGAGUGCUACUCCAGCGCAUGUGAAUGCUGCUCCAGCGCAUGUGAGUGCUGCUCCAGCGCAUGUGAGUGCUGCUCCAGCGCAUGUACCAGUGCUGCUCCAGCGCAUUGCUGCUCCAGCGCAUGUGAGUGCUACUCCAGCGCAUGUGAAUGCUGCUCCAGCGCAUGUGAGUGCUGCUCCAGCGCAUGUGAGUGCUGCUCCAGCGCAUGUGAGUGCUGCUCCAGCGCAUGUGAGUGCUGCUCCAGCGCAUGUGAGUGCUGCUCAAGCGCAUGUGAGUGCUGCUCCAGCGCAUGUGAGUGCUGCUCCAGCGCAUGUGAGUGCUACUCCAGCGCAUGUGAAUGCUGCUCCAGCGCAUGUGAGUGCUGCUCCAGCGCAUGUGAGUGCUGCUCCAGCGCAUGUGAGUGCUGCUCCAGUGCAUGUGAGUGCUGCUCCAGCGCAUGUGAGUGCUGCUCCAGCGCAUGUGAGUGCUACUCCAGCGCAUGGGAAUGCUGGCUCCAGCGCAUGGCAUGUGAGUGCUACUCCAGCGCAUGUGAAUGCUGCUCCAGCGCAUGUGAAUGCUGCUCCAGCGCAUGUGAGUGCUGCUCCAGCGCAUGUGAGUGCUGCUCCAGCGCAUGUGAGUGCUGCUCCAGCGCAUGUGAGUGCUGCUCCAGCGCAUGUGAGUGCUGCUCCAGCGCAUGUGAGUGCUGCUCCAGCGCAUGUGAGUGCUGCUCCAGCGCAUGUGAGUGCUGCUCCCAGCGCAUCGCAUGUGAGUGCUGCUCCAGCGCAUGUGAGUGCUGCUCCAGCGCAUGUGAGUGCUGCUCCAGCGCAUGUGAGUGCUGCUCCAGCGCAUGCGAGUGCUGCUCCAGCGCAUGUGAAUGCUGCUCCAACGCAUGUGAGUGCUGCUCCAGCGCAUGUGAGUGCUGCUCCAGCGCAUUCGCAUGUGAAUGCUGCUCCAGCGCAUGUGAGUGCUGCUCCAGCACAUUGCGGCAGAUGGGACGCACCAUCAACGUCUCAGCCAUCCCUCUCCUCACCUCAGUACAUUGCCCCAUCUGUAGUCCUUCCACGUCUCCCCUCCCUCUCCCUCUCCUAA